UAGUUCAGUUACCAUAGCAACCCAUUUACAUUCAAGAUGGCGAAAAUGACAGCAAAGAAACUAGCUAAAAUGUCCGAGGAGGAGAGGGCAGCAUACCUAGAGCAGCAGAGAUUGGAAGAGGAAGAGUCUAAGAGGAAGAAAGAAGAAAUGUUGAACCGAUUCCUUAAGGAUAAACUGAGCAAAGAGGAACAGUCCACUAAACUAAACAUACUGAAACUACAAGAGCAAUGGAGGAACAUAAUGAGGAAAGCGAAAUUGGAGGAACUAAAAAAAGAUUGCCAAGUGAUGAGAGAAACGUUUGAAAGGAUUGUAGAUCGUAAAGAUGCAGUCAUCAAAUCAUUAGCUAAAGACUUAGAAGAAGCAAACGAACAAUAUGAAGUUGCUUUGAGGAGUCAUUUACAGAACAUGGAAGAGCUGCUAAGUUUCCAAAAGAAAAGAAUUAGCGACUUGGAGAAUGGCUUCCAGAAAGAUUUGGAUGUUUUAAAGGCAGAGUUUGAUAAAGAGAGGUUUGCAACUGUUUCCCAUCAUGAUCAAGAAGUGAAGGACCUUCACGAUAUACUGUAUGCGAUGGAAUUAAGAUUUAACGAGAGGGAAUCUGAGGCUCAGCAGGAGUUCCAAAGCUUAGUGGAUGAGUUGAAAAACAAGAAUCUUGAGGAGACACAUGCUCUUAGUGCGCAGAGGAAAGCUACUCUUGACGAAUUGUGGGACAUGUUUCAGAAAGAGACAAAGCAAUACAAAGAAAACACAGAAGAGAAGAAACUAAGAUUUGAGGCACUUAAGAAGAAAGAUGAAAGCAACGCAAGAGAAAUAGCCAAACAAAUGAAACGACUGAAGAAACUUCAGGACUCCAUCGGUGAUGUUAAAACGAAAUUGAGCUCAAAUUCAAAAGAGACAGAAAUAAGAUUAAGAGCAAUUAGGAAUGACAGGGAGACAGUACUUGCUCAUUUUCGUGAACUAAAGGCAGAAAUGAUAAAAUCCAGAGAAAAUGAAAGGAGUAAUCUGACUAAACUCACAAUACAAAGCAAUGAAGCAAUCAAGGAACUUGAGAAACAGCAAGCUAUGGGAGAAAAGAUUCUAAAGCUAACAGAAAUGAAUAGAAAACUUGAAACAGAAGAAGAAAAGGUUUUACCAUUUUAUUCGACAUCACUGACUCCAGAAGAAGAGAUGCACAUUGCAGCAUUGCAGGAUAGGCGUGAUAAGGAUGGACUAACAGGGGUAAUCCAUGAGUAUGCUGCUUUGGAGAAUUUCUGGAAACGCUACAAUAAAGUAUUACUAGACACUACUGCUCUUGAACAAGAGAAAAGACAGCUUGAAAUUGAAAAUGAGAAAUUACGAAUCCUUCUCAAGCAGUAUCUUGAUGGAAUUUCCGUGAGUGAAGAGAUUUUGAGUCAAAAAAAUCCACUUCUGAUAGUCAGUAGCACAGAGAGGCCAGCAAGAUUAUCCGUUCCUGUUGGAGAUCCAAGAAUUCUGCAACCUAACUCAGGAAAUAUCACAGUAGUUGAAGGAGCCCAUGUAGCAAAACACCUCACAUAAGAAUUAGAUACAUUAUAAAAAUGUUUUAUUUCAUGACUUGUAAAUACGUCACUCAUGUGAAUUAAUAUUAGCAUAGCUAAGGCGUGGCCUUGUCUUCUCAAAGCUUCACUGAAGUGUAAACGAGCCCUUUUAAAACUUGUUAACGAGCCCUUGUUCUCCUUCUAAACAAGCCCUUUAAACAUGCCAAACCCAGAAUUAUUGAUGAAGAAAGUUCCACUGCAGAGAGACCUCUUGCGUCUUUUUAAUGGUCAAUCUGAUCAGUGGCAGACCAUAGGCACUGGGCUAGGUGUGUCACACAGCGACCUUAUGCCUCUUCCCGGCCAAGCACUUAACAAUCUCGGCAUGAUAUUCGAUCGUUGGCUCAAAGCAUACAAGAACGUGACCUGGAAGGCCAUAUGUAAUUUGUGUGAGGAUUGGGAUCAACUUGGUCAGUCAAAGGCUAAAGUUGCAAAGUUUCUUGAAUCAGAUAGAGCUCAUGAGGAAUAUGGUACCAAGCCGGACUUUGAUGGAUAAACUUAGUAUUGUUAUUAUGUUGUGCAUGCUUGCUAAGUAAAACUAUCAAUACUUUUGUAGCUUGCUUCUCACUAGUUCUCAGUUUUUUUGAAAAAACUAUUUUUAAUAAUAGGAAA
Messenger RNA from Amphimedon queenslandica, 2162 nucleotides. RefSeq names its product coiled-coil domain-containing protein 65-like. The coding region runs from base 37 to 1533 and encodes 498 amino acids. The record is from RefSeq and is a predicted model, not a curated record. Gene Ontology annotation, biological process: cilium-dependent cell motility; regulation of cilium movement; axonemal dynein complex assembly. The transcript is spliced from 16 exons. Gene Ontology annotation, cellular component: axonemal dynein complex; axoneme. Lineage: Eukaryota; Metazoa; Porifera; Demospongiae; Haplosclerida; Niphatidae.